UUCUUAGCGAUACGAAUUUAUAGAUUUGUUUUUAAUAUACUAAAAGCUUUCAAACAGCCAGGCGGUGUAGGCGCUCCCUUUGUUUGUUUGGCUGCACGGGAGCGCGCGUGCGUGCCCACGCCCUUCACAGGUGCGUGCAAUGACCUCAUCCGUCAGGAGCACAGGACGACUGCAGGAAAUGUUCAAUAUGAGCAAUUCAAUGAAGAAAGCGGAAGACAUGGAUGAUUUUUUUAAAACGGUGGAUGAAGUAAGAAGCCUCAUAGAAAAAAUCUCCAGCCAAGCAGAGGAAAUGGAAAGAAGACACAGCUGCAUCCUCUCAUCUUCAAACAGCAGCAAGAGAGGUAAAGAUGAGCUGGAGCUGCUGAACAAGGAGACCAGAGAGAACGCCAACUUGGUCCGAUCCAAGUUAAAACUAAUGCAGAAAAACUGUCCAUCAGAUGAAACCAGAGCUAAUAACUCAGUAAUCCAUCGAAUUCAAAGGAAUCAGCAUUCACACCUGACUCGCUGGUUUUCUGACGUCAUGAAGAACUACCAUAACAUCCAGGUUUCCUUCAGAGAGAAAUGCAAGGCACAAAUUCAGAGACAGCUGGAAAUUGUGGAUAAAGUCACUACAGAUGAUGACCUGGAGGAUUUGCUGCAACGGGAUAAUCUUGCAAUCUUCAUAUCUAACAUUCACUCCGAUGCCCACUUUUCAAGUCAGGCGCUUACUGAGAUUGAAAGACGUCAUCAGGACAUCAUCAGUCUUGAAUGCAGCAUUAAAGAGCUACAAGAGAUAUUAACAGACACAGCUAUGCUGUUGGAGAUUCAGGGGGAGAUGAUCAACAACAUAGAAAAGAAUGUCACCAGUGCUGGAGAAUAUGUAGAUGUGUCAAAAGAGGAAACCCAUAAAGCACUUGAAUAUAAAAAAAAUCGUUAUAAGAUUGCAUCUCUGCCAAGCUUCCUAAAGCCCUUUAGGAGACAAGCCAGUACUAAAUCUGCUACAGAUGAAGACUCUUCUGAAGACUGCAUCAAACGUGCCUAAUCUGCAUUGAAACUUGGAAAAUUAUUUUUAUUUAUUCUUUUACCUCUCUUUGACAUUCUUAAAGAAAUGAUUGUUUUUAAGAAUAGAAUAAUGACUUCCCUAAAUUAAACUUUAAAUACAUUAAUAAAAUGAGUUGUUAAGAAUUU
Molecule: messenger RNA, 1167 nt
Organism: Cyprinodon variegatus (sheepshead minnow)
Lineage: Eukaryota; Metazoa; Chordata; Actinopteri; Cyprinodontiformes; Cyprinodontidae
Product: syntaxin-2-like
Exons: 9
Coding region: 140-1021 (293 amino acids)
Biological process (GO): intracellular protein transport; synaptic vesicle fusion to presynaptic active zone membrane; exocytosis
Cellular component (GO): presynaptic active zone membrane; endomembrane system; SNARE complex
Molecular function (GO): SNARE binding; SNAP receptor activity
Source: RefSeq, a predicted model, not a curated record